GUAAAAUACUUCUUACUUUUUAGGAGUGAAUGAUUUUAGUUUAUUGCUAGUUUUUCAUUUUUCAAAAAAUAACACUAUCAAUGAGGUUAAACAGUCUUUUUCUAUAGUGAUUUAUCAAACAUUUGAUAGGCUCAAAUAUUGGAUGUUAAAAUAAGAACAUUGUAGAAGAAGCAAGUUUAAAGAAAGAAAAAAUGAAGGGAAUUUGGAUAGAGUUGUCGAGAAGAGUUGUAAGACUCCCAAAUAAUAUUGUGAAUGGACGACUGUAUUGCUCUCCUCCUUCAUCUUCAUCUUCUUCUCUACCUCCCAAUAACAAACUCUUCGUAGCUGGUUUGUCAUGGUCUGUGGAUGAAAAAUCGCUUAGUGAUGCAUUCUCCUCUUUCGGGCAAGUAACAGAAGUAAGGAUAAUGUAUGAUAAAGAAACCGGCCGAUCAAGGGGGUUUGGGUUUGUUUACUUCUCAAAAGACGAAGAGGCCAGCAGUGCAAAAGACUCCAUGGAUGGGAAGGCUUUUCUAGGUCGUCCAUUGAGGGUAAGCUUUGCCCUUGAAAAGGUUCGUGGGGCACCUGUUGUUGUUCCUCGACUUACAGGCACAGGAAAUGCUGAUAGAAAAACUCGUUGAGUUUUGUUUGAGGAGUGUUUUUCUCCAGCAUUUUUUUCGGACAAUAUGUUAAUGGAUCAAUUACCUCCAUGGAUGCUUAAUAAAAGGCGUUUAUUCUUUGCAAAAGCUACCAGGAAAUGAAGCUAGUGCUGGGGUGAUCUUGUGGGAAUUCACAUUAUGUUGACUUGAGUUUGUACUUGCUAUACUACCAAAAAAACAAUUAGAAAUCUUAUGCUGCAACCAGGAAAUUGAUGCAGCGCUCUUUGUGUACCCUUCGUUUGUUGGUUAUAGUUAUACAGGUAUUAGUCACGUAAGAUUUAGUAAUUCAAGUUUUGCCUGCAUUAGUUAAGUGGGAUUGUAAAUUGAUAAUUAAACACCGUUCCUGAUAUGCUGAAUUUAUAUAUUUAUUCAUUAAUA
Solanum pennellii is the source of this 1013-nucleotide messenger RNA. RefSeq names its product glycine-rich RNA-binding protein 4, mitochondrial-like. The transcript has 4 exons. NCBI's taxonomy places the organism in Eukaryota, Viridiplantae, Streptophyta, Magnoliopsida, Solanales, Solanaceae. Gene Ontology annotation, molecular function: RNA binding. The record is from RefSeq and is a predicted model, not a curated record. The coding region runs from base 192 to 617 and encodes 141 amino acids.